Messenger RNA from Lineus longissimus, 5147 nucleotides. Its product is annotated as bifunctional 3'-phosphoadenosine 5'-phosphosulfate synthase-like. Gene Ontology annotation, molecular function: ATP binding; sulfate adenylyltransferase (ATP) activity; adenylylsulfate kinase activity. NCBI's taxonomy places the organism in Eukaryota, Metazoa, Nemertea, Pilidiophora, Heteronemertea, Lineidae. The record is from RefSeq and is a predicted model, not a curated record. Bases 66 to 2039 code for a protein of 657 amino acids. Gene Ontology annotation, biological process: sulfate assimilation; 3'-phosphoadenosine 5'-phosphosulfate biosynthetic process. The transcript is spliced from 13 exons.
CGCUUCCACAUGAAUGAGUGCGGAAGCAGCAUUUGCCGACCAUAUUGACUCCUGCUAGCGACGAGAUGAUUGCUGGGAGUAACUGUGAGCGUUCACCGUCUCUCAGAUUGGCUGCUGACUCGGUGGCGAUGGCGAGUAGUUACCUUAUCGGCUACGGGAGGAAUACAAACGACCAGGGUGCGCGACGAGCAACGAAUGUGACGUUCCAGAGCCAUCAUGUGUCCCGAGACAAGAGAGGACAGGUUCUUGGCCAGAGAGGAGGGUUCCGUGGAUGUACCAUCUGGUUCACCGGUCUGUCUGGAGCGGGUAAGACGACCCUCUCUUUCGCACUGGAGGAGUACCUGGUAACCCACGGUAUCCCCGCCUAUGGCCUCGAUGGUGACAACGUGCGCACAGGCCUCAACAGCAACCUCGGCUUCAACUCUGAAGACAGGGAAGAGAAUAUCCGGCGUAUCUCUGAAGUCUCCAAGCUGUUUGCUGAUGGUGGUAUUGUCUGUCUGAGCAGCUUCAUCAGCCCCUACCAGAGGGACCGAGAAAAGGCACGCACACUCCAUGAAGAGGCUGGCCUGCCGUUCUUUGAGAUCUUCGUGGAUACCCCUCUAGAUGUCUGUGAGCAGAGAGAUGUGAAGGGCUUGUACAAGAAAGCCAGGGCUGGAAUGAUCAAGAACUUCACUGGUAUCGACUCUGCCUACGAACCUCCCUCAAAACCUGAACUCACCUUGAAAGCCGGCUAUGACACGAUCGAUGAUUGCGUUCAGAAGCUGGUUCAGAUGCUGCAAGAUCGCUGCAUCAUUCCAAUCCAUGCCUCCAAUCAAGUGAAGGAGUUGUUCGUCCCUGAGAACGGUGUUGAGGCUGCCACGAAGGAGGCGGAGGCACUCAAGUUUGUUGAGAUCACAAAGCUUGACUUACAAUGGGUGCAGGUGCUGGCUGAAGGCUGGGCGACGCCACUGACAGGCUUCAUGAGGGAGAGGGAAUACCUCCAGUCACAACACUUUGGAUGUCUCUUGGAUGGUAUCCAGUACAGUAACCAGUAUGUGAUUUCACAGUACAAUACAAGUUUAUGUGGCGUGACCAACCAGUCCAUCCCUAUUGUUCUCCCAGUACAGACCGAGGACAAAGAGAGCUUGCAGGGCAGUGAGGCCAUGGCACUCAAAUACAAUGGCAAAUGUGUCGCAAUCCUGCGAUCACCAGAGUUCUUCGAGCACAGAAAGGAAGAAAGAUGCUGCAGGCAGUUUGGGACAUCGAACCGAGGGCAUCCCUAUGUCAAGAUGAUUAACGAGAGUGGUGAUUGGCUUGUUGGUGGCGACCUGGAAGUCUUACAGAGAAUACGCUGGGAUGAUGGUCUUGAUCAGUAUCGACUCACUCCACUGGAACUGCGCGCAAAAUUCCGUGAAAUGAAGGCUGAUGCCGUGUUUGCAUUUCAACUCCGCAACCCGAUUCACAACGGCCAUGCGCUCCUCAUGGCUGACACCAAAAAGAGACUUUUAGACCGAGGUUACAUCAACCCUGUCUUAUUACUACAUCCACUAGGUGGCUGGACCAAGGAUGAUGAUGUACCCCUUACCACCAGAAUGAAACAACAUAUGGCUAUCCUCGCAGAGAAAGUACUAGAUCCUGCAUCCACCGUAGUGGCCAUCUUCCCCUCACCCAUGAUGUAUGCAGGACCAACAGAAGUUCAGUGGCAUUGUAAAGCCAGGAUGAAUGCUGGUGCCAACUUCUACAUCGUUGGCCGUGAUCCUGCUGGUAUGCCCCACCCUGACACAAAACAAGAUAUGUAUGAAGCCACACAUGGAGGAAAGGUGUUAUCGAUGGCCCCAGGUCUGACCAAAUUAGAAGUCAUUCCAUUCAGAGUCGCUGCCUACAACAAAGUCAAGAAAGCAAUGGACUUCUUCGACCCGGAAAAGAAGGACGACUUUCUCUUUAUUUCCGGGACGAAGAUGCGAGCACUAGCUCGUGCAGGUGAAACUCCCCCGGACGGUUUCAUGGCUCCGUCAGCGUGGAAGGUCCUCUGUGAAUACUACCAAUCAAUAAACAAAUAAGGGAGCUAGCUUUAUUAGGAAAAUGUGUAGCAAUGUGAUAGAAGCUGAGAGAGGUGGUUUAGACAGCCUAUCUUAGAGAUCAGAUGAUGUGUAAUCUGGCCACAAGCUGCACGCUGUGAAUGGCAAAACGACCAUGUUACUUCAGCCCUGCGCUCUGUCAUGUUACCUUUUACAUGGCAGCGUCAUUUUGCUAUCUCUGGUCACCUGUUGGCUACUAUGGUGGUGGACACCAUUCAUAGCUCAGUGACAUGUUUGGCUAAAUGGCAGGGUGUAACUGCAUUUCAACUACUAGCAAUAUCAUAUCUAGUAAGAUACUAAUUCUGGUCAAUGGGAGUGUGUGUAGCACAUUCAGAGUAAGUGUCAACUAGUCACUGCAUCAUGGACAAGAGACCAUGCUGUGUUUUUUAUCAUUUGCUCAAAUAUAGGAAUAUACUGGUAUGGGCUUUAUUUCAUGUCCUGCUCAAAAUACCUACAAAAUACUCUAGCAUACUUGCCAGUGGAGGCCCACCACCUCUCUCAGUUUCACCCUGAAAGUGGUAAUGGACUCAGUCCAUUACUUAUAUUGUGGGUUAGUCUAUUUAUCUCCUGGUAGGGUAUGUUUAUUAACCCUUGUAUGGUCUAAUGGAAAUGGUGAUUGAGGUAUUAUUGUAAGUUCAGUGAAGCCUGAAUUGUAGCUAACUAAUUAAUGGCUGGUGUACAGGUAAUGCACUGCAGCUGACUAUGCUGAGUAUACAGUGAGAAGUUAGGUCAUGUUGGCAUGCUGAGCUUGAUUGAGUUGUUAGAGAGAAAGUCAGAUAGAGGACACAGCACAUUGUUCUCAUUUGAUGAAAUUGACCAUCCCCUGUUGAUUACCUUGAUUUAAACAUUCCAACUUCAGAUGUGCUGGUCACUUGAGGCACUUUCUGGGUUGUUGAGUUCAUAUACCCAUUGAAGGUAAAAACCAAUGUUCUGUGAUAUAUUUUGUUUCCACUUGACCAUUAGACCAUGAAGGGUUCAUAGUGUCAGACCAGUCACCAUAUUUAUCUGUUGUAUACCUCAUCUACUGAUUCUAGUUUGGAGGCAGCUUGUUCUCAUAUCUAUCCUGACUAUCUCUUUCCAACAAUCUUUGAGUUCUUGAUGUUUUUUCUGAAGAUUCAAUGAAAGGUGCCACCUUGCUCCUAUAAAGAGAGUUCAACAUGAUUCUCAAGCAAACCUUGCUAACUUUCUUUUCGACAUGUUUUCAAGCCAUCCAAGCUCAUUGUUGGAAGGACUAAUACCUGUACAUCUCCAGAUAAAUAAGACACCAAUUUGCCUCUUCAUAUUCUUGUUUCUUUGUGUACAUGUUUUAUCAUAGUCUUCCUGUGUACUGUUGUAUUCUACGUACAUGUAUGUUUCCAGUUUGGUAGCAACAGUAGUGAUGUAUAUGUACAUAUUGAUCAGGACGGAAGUGUGUCGCAGACAUUCUGAGACAGUCAUGAACAAAAUGACAACUGUUUUGACUUCAGAAUGUGUUUAUACACUUCAGCCCCAAUUGAGUAGAAUGGGUAAUGUACAGUUCAUUGUCUUUUUAUAGAAAUACACUUUUCCACCAAGUGCCUUUAAUUCAUGUGUCCUCACAGUGUUGUCCAGUUGCCAGGUGUUUGACUUCAUUCCAAGGCAAAGGGAAAGUCAAGAUUUAAAGUCACCUGGUGGAAUGAUUGUGUACUAGAUGAAAAGUUGUGUGUGUGAUUUGGCAGCAAUGCAGCUGAUGUACUAUUAACUCUGUUGUGGAUGAUAGAUAGGAAACAUUCAUAUUCUCUACUUGAAUGGGAGGCAAAGUUCCUUUGACACAAUCGUAUGAGACUAUGAAGAAUAGUGGAAAAUGAAAUAUUCAUAUUUGCCCAUAUGAAGGGUACCCAUUGCUCCUUUCUGCUAUAGAAUUCUUGCCUCGUUGUUUAAAGACACCUCAAGUACAAACAGUAUGACAUGUUUAUCUCUUAGCAAGUGGAAUCAUUCUCCUGUUUCAGGUUGCCCAUUCCUUCUAUGGUCAAACACACUGUUGACCGAAAGAAUUUACUGACCUUCACAAAGUGUCUUAUUUCUUAUUAUUUCUUUAAGACUUCUUGAUUACUUUAUAAAACAUUUGUAAUUUAUUCAAUGGAUGGGAUAUGCUUCACCAACCAUGGAUCAAUUGAGAGGAUCACUUUGCAUGCCUGGAUGUUCAGUUUUGGGCUAGUUGUAAUAGUAGAAUCAUGAAGACUUGUUAGUACUUUAGCUUCAUCAAUCUCAGACUAGUCGGAAUAUGAAAUUCAAGUGAGAUAUUAUGGACCUGGUCAUUCGAUGCCAUUCUGUGUGUUCAUUUCGGAUGGACAAUAGGUUAGCAACACCAAGUUAUCGAUUGGACAGGUUGUAAUGUUUCAGCUUGUCCUUGAUAUUGAUGAUGUAGUAUAUGUGAUUAUUCAGCUAAUGUAGUCUAAGAUCAGUGAAACUCAAGUAUGCAAGUAGAAUUUGCUCAGUUCAAAAGGAAAACUCGCAUAAUGCGCAAAUGAUAGUUGCUUUGUAAAUCGCGCUAAUUUAUAAACCUCUUGCUUUGUUAUGUAGUUUGCAUGUAAUUGUUGCCUAUACUUAAGAUGAUUUUUGUCCAUCUCCUCUUUUUCUCAAAUGUUUUUCUUUAACGAGCCAAUCCUUAGCGACAUUUGUGUGGAACAUAAGUUUCCCAGUUACCAUAAACCAAUGCUCUUGUUGAUGGAGCUAAGUAUCACAUUCGCAUGUUGUAAUAACUUUAGUUCUAUAAAGGUAUGCAAUAAUUGAUCGAUUCAGAAGUUAAUCAGUUUCGAUUGAGGUUAUAUUUGUGAUGAAUGAUCAACAUUGCAAAUUUGAUAUCUGGCCGACACCUCACAAUGUAACACUUGAUAGAUCUUAAUGGUUAAACACCGGUUCUCAAACCGCCGGUUAGAUAGAUGAAGUCCCAAUACAUCAGUCAUGAUUCGUCUCCCUGCUAUAAUCUCGUUGUUAGGAUGUGAUGUGCAGGUGUUCUUUGUCUUCUCUGUGUCUGGUCUGACUUGUCUGGUGAGUAGACUUGUAUAAGAUGGUCGUCUACAGAAUCAAUAUAUCAAUACAUGACAUGAAUAAAGUGCAUAUUCUGUGGCA